This is a messenger RNA of Purpureocillium takamizusanense, 792 nucleotides long. RefSeq lists its product as uncharacterized. The coding region runs from base 100 to 729 and encodes 209 amino acids. The transcript has a single exon. The record is from RefSeq and is a predicted model, not a curated record. Lineage: Eukaryota; Fungi; Ascomycota; Sordariomycetes; Hypocreales; Ophiocordycipitaceae.
CUAAAAGACGCCCCUGUAUUCUCUUGCCCGUCUUCCCAUCUCUUUUUCCACCGGGGCACACGUAAGAUAGCAGCAGCAGCAACAGCAACACCGUCAGCCAUGGCCGAGUUCACGCCUUUCUGGGAGCAGCCCAGCCACCCGGGCCUCAUCCGGGUUGUUAAGGGCAGCCGCCCUUACACGGCGGCGGCCUACUCGCUCGUCUCGCUGCCCGCAGGGGCACACUUCGCUGCCAUCACGACGGCCACGUCGGUGCCGCACACGACAUACACGUCGGUGGCGACGGGGUCCGACUCGCGCAUCGAGCUCAACUCGGACCUCGUCUACUGCAACCACUCGUGCCGGCCGAGCCUCGUCUUCGACAUGACGCGGUUCGAGGUGCGCGUCGCCGAUGACCGACCUUUGGGUGUCGGUGACGCCCUCACCUUUUUCUACCCGAGCACCGAGUGGGACAUGGUGCAGCCGUUUAGCUGCGAGUGUGGCGCCGGGGACGGCGUCUGCCUCAAGCGCGUCGCGGGUGCGAGCGCCAUCGACCCGGAGGUCCUGCUGGCGCGCUGGUGGCUCAAUGAGCACGUCCGCGCCCUCGCCACCGAGAAGAAGAAGAAGACGGCGAUGAUGAGGACUACGAUGAUGCGCACAUCGCGAGGCCUCGCGGAUGCAACUACGGCUGGUGGUGCUGGUGGUGAAGCUGUGACGGCGGCGGCGGCAGAGGGACCGAUGGCGGCCGUCUAAAUGUUUACACCUGCGGUGACGUUCUUUAUCCAAGGUACCUACUAGACAAAGUAGACAAUAGAC